AUGGCCCGCUCUCCGCCACGCACCACCAAGAAGCGUCCAGAGGCCAUCCAGACCUCUAUCGACAGGAUAGAGGCAGACCCCGCCCACCAUCUCGCAGGGCCUUUUAGGCCGCAGACACCAUUGGGGCAGUGGCCUGCCACUCCGUCCCCUGUCACCCCUUCCAGGUCCUCGUCACCAGUCGUUCGCUGGUCCACCGAGUCGCGUGGUUUCUGGCAAGACCUCAAGUCUUUGCGAUGGGUCGUCGUCCCCAGCUCGUCGCUGAAGAUCCUCCUGCUCGUGUUCAUACUAUGGGCCAACUGGGAGCUCCUUGCACCAUAUAUUGCAAAGGACACGCCCAACCCCUUCGCCCCACUCCUCUUCAUCUCGCACCGGAUACCGGAUACCCCUGAAGAUGACCCGCGUUAUCAGAAGGGCUACCUGGACCUUGCCUUCCUUGCCUACUAUAUCGUCUUUUGGUCAUUCGUCCGGCAGACCAUCACGGUGUACCUAUGCAGGCCCGCUGCCAAAUGGUUUGGCAUUCGGAGGGAGACUAAGCUGGACCGUUUCGGCGAGCAAGGGCGUAUGGGGUCUGGUGAGCGUUCUUCCGACACCGUCCCGAGGCUCCUCUGA
Trametes versicolor FP-101664 SS1 is the source of this 609-nucleotide messenger RNA. RefSeq lists its product as uncharacterized. The record is from RefSeq and is a predicted model, not a curated record. Lineage: Eukaryota; Fungi; Basidiomycota; Agaricomycetes; Polyporales; Polyporaceae. The transcript has 5 exons. The coding region runs from base 1 to 609 and encodes 202 amino acids.